Molecule: messenger RNA, 1814 nt
Organism: Eriocheir sinensis (Chinese mitten crab)
Lineage: Eukaryota; Metazoa; Arthropoda; Malacostraca; Decapoda; Varunidae
Product: sulfite oxidase, mitochondrial-like
Exons: 11
Coding region: 594-1814 (406 amino acids)
Cellular component (GO): mitochondrion
Molecular function (GO): oxidoreductase activity; heme binding
Source: RefSeq, a predicted model, not a curated record
ACCAACAACCUAUUUAAGGAAAAGGACAAAGAAACAAACAAAAUCAAAAAAAUGUAAUCAAUUUAGCUUCCAUGGAAUAAGCGGAAAAAACAAUACCUAGCUGGAUACUCCGGCAAGUGGCAACGUGGCAACCUUCUCAAACCUUUCGUCGCCCAAGUACACAUAUAUGACAAGGCUUUCAUGGGUGUUUUGGGCAUUUUCAGGGCUAGUUCAAUGAUCCUGGUGGUAGUGUGACCCUUCUUCUGUACCAUGAAUGUGAAAAAACUCAUGAAAACCCGAUUAAUCUCCCUUUCGGCCUUUGGAAAUAGUUGGUGUGGGAGGUGGAAGCGUCUGAAAACACCGCCCCAGCUGGCCCUGUCCCGUCAGGUCCCUUCACGACACCGCGGAGUAGUAGUGUCUUGUGCUCGGUUCGGACACUUGCUGGCCCUGAGUUAAUGAGGAAAGCAAGAUAACAUACAAUACCGGUACUGUUGUAUCAACCAUUGCUCAGUAGCAGGAUAGUUUGUCCUUCAAGGGAAAGACAUCCUUUUACCACAGGGGGAAGGUCUUCAGUUGCAUCUAUUGCUUCUGUGCAGAUUAAAAGCAAGUGAGUAAUGCUUCCUCGUUUAACAUUAAGAAGGCUCUUGGAGGGUCAUCAUGUUAGCUGCCGAGCCUUGGGAGUCCGGUUGUUGGGGAGUCACCACAACCACCAGAGGGAGUGGAGUGGACAGCAGCAGCAAACAAGACACAAGCAACAAGUAUUGGCAACAUUGGCUGGUGUUGGUGCUGGCAUUGCUCUGUGGAUGAAGUACAAUCACCAAACAGCAGCAGCCAAGUUAGAGACUGCAGAUGAGACACAAAAGUAUGGUGUGUACCAGAAUGGACUACCAGAGUACACACUUGAAGAUGUGUCAAAACAUGCCACCAUAAAGGACAGAGUGUGGGUGUCCUUCGGAUCUGGAGUAUAUGACAUAACAGACUUCAUUGCUAAGCAUCCAGGUGGGGACAAAAUUCUUCUGGGUGCUGGAGGAUCAGUGGAACCCUUCUGGGCUCUGUAUGCAGUACACAAAAAUCCUCAUGUGUUGGACUUGUUUGAGCAGUACAGGAUUGGAAACCUGGCAGCUCAGGAUGUUGGUGAAUCAGUCAAGAACAUGGACGAUCCUUAUGCCAAUGAACCCAGAAGACACAUCACAUUGAAGCCAUCAUCCAAACAGCCUUUCAAUGCUGAACCACCAUUAUCACUUCUCGUAGACAACCUCAUCACCCCAAAUGAGUUGUUUUAUGUGCGUAAUCAUCUGCCUGUGCCAGACAUUGAUGCAUCAACAUAUGAACUGGAGUUGUUUGAUGAAGAAUCACAGAAAGAAAAGACUCUGACCUUGAAGGACAUAAAAAAGUAUCCCAAACAGACAAUCACUGCCACUGUCAUGUGUGCUGGCAACCGCAGGUCAGAAAUGAUCAAGGUUAAACCAGUUAAAGGAUUGAGCUGGGGUCAAGCAGCCAUUGGAAAUGCAACCUGGAGUGGAGCACGAUUGUGUGACGUCCUCAAAGACAUGGGGAUUGAAGAUGGCAAGACAAGUGCUGUGCAUGUGCAGUUUGAAGGACUUGACACAGAUCCUACCAGCAUGCCAUAUGGAGGUAGUAUUCCAAUUGAAAAAGCAUUGGACCCACAUGGAGAUGUCAUUUUGGCCUAUGAGAUGAAUGGAGAACCCAUCCCUCGUGACCAUGGCUACCCAGUCAGAGUUAUUGUUCCUGGGGUCGUUGGAGCCAGGAAUGUCAAAUGGCUAGGUAAAUUAUAUACACCCUGCAACCCAAAACUCUCGUACCAACACAAGUAA